Messenger RNA from Zea mays, 3536 nucleotides. RefSeq lists its product as uncharacterized. The transcript has 10 exons. Bases 2198 to 3481 code for a protein of 427 amino acids. The record is from RefSeq and is a predicted model, not a curated record. NCBI's taxonomy places the organism in Eukaryota, Viridiplantae, Streptophyta, Magnoliopsida, Poales, Poaceae.
AAAAAUAGUAUUGUUCAAAUGUGAUUGGAUUGAUAACCGAGUACGAGACAAAUGGGUCAAAAUAGACAAGUUUGGGGUGACAAUGGUCAACUUCAAGCAUUUAUUCAAUACCGGUGACAAGGAAUUAGAUGAGCCAUUUAUUUUUGCAUCUCAGGCAACUCAAGUUUACUAUGUGCAAGAUCCUAUUGAUGCUGAUUGGUUUGCUGUUUUAAAGUCAAAACAACGUGACAUGUAUGAUAUGGAAGAAAGGCUAGACAAUAGUACAGAAAUAGGUUCUUUCUUGCCAGAUUUGGAUGCAAACACACAAGUUAAUGUAUCUAUUGGUGGUAGUUGUGUUAGGACUGAUAUAGAUGGAAUAAUGAUUGCCGAAAACCAACCUAGCAAGUAAGAUAUGUUUAUAUCUGUUUUCGCAAAAAUGUUUCAUUUUACGUUGUAAUCUCUUUGUCUUGAAUCUUGAUUGUAAUCUCUUUAUGUCUUGAUUCAGGAGGAAAGUUUGUAAGAGGAAGAGGAAUGGGUAAAGAAAUAGAGGUCAAUGAAUAUGAACUACAAAGGGCUGCCAACAUAAAAGAAAAUUUGAAGAGGAUGAGAUCUCUUAAUCUCCAUGUACCUAGUACUAUGGUUAAUGAAGAAGCAAAUGGAUCACAUCGAGCCAAUAAGAAAUAUAAGGUUAAUGUAUUUCCCUAUUUAAUAAGUCCAUGUUUUUUACAUUUAAUUUAAUAGUACCACAAUCUAUCUCAAUACAUGCAUUCUGCAGUCUCUACUUCUUGUACUGUUUUCAAUGUAUCUUACCUGACAUAGCUCCCAGUAAAGAUAGUUCUGUUCCUCCACCUUCCUUCAGACUUUCAGUUCUUGUACUGUCUGUGUGCGUCAUCUGUCCAUAGGAGUAUCACAGGGAUUACAUCCUUUCAUCUGACAUAGCUCUACUAUUUUUGCAGCAUAAGCACUUUGAUAGACAAUUAGUUCCUUUCUUGUAGACAGCAUUGGCAGCCACCAACAGUGAGUCAUUAGUUCCUUUCUUGUAGAGUCAUUACAUCCUUUCAUCUGACAUCCACAUAAACCCCUACCAUCAAUAGUGAAUCAUUAGUUCCUUUCUUGUAGACAGCAUCCUCCACACUGCACUUACCAAAACCCAGAGUGACUAACACAGAAUCUUUGUGCUUCAAUACAUUCCCAGCUUGAAUACAUUCCCAGCUGCUUCAAUACAAUCCCAGCUGCUUCAAUACAUUCCCAGCUGCUUCAACCACCACUUCAAUCCUAUAGCUCUAUGCCCUUUAGGCAAAUCUGGCCAAGACCAGGUGUUGUUGUUUUCUAUGGCCUGCAGCUCUGAAUUCAUUGCAUCUCUCCAAUUCUGGUCUGCCAAGGCACUCUCUACACCUUGCCAGACAACUUGUCAAUUUCAGUAGACACCUUGCCAUCUCCACUACUGUUUUCGUUCGUCAGCAAGGCACAGAUCAACAAUCUCCUCUGCUUCAUUUUUUUAGUUCUGUUUUCGUUCUGCUUCACUGCUUCACUUCGUUCUGCUUCCACUUUUUCAAGCAGUGAAGCUGACCCCCUGUCCGAGAAAUUUCUGAACGCACACUGCUUGAAAUUUCUGCUGCUUCACUGGUAAUUGGUUGAUUGCUUUAAUUUCUGAACCAAAUUUCUGAACCUUAAGUUUUAACUGGCAUGGACGACUGAGCAUGUAAUUUAAUUUCUGCUCCUUCACUGCUUGAAAUUUCUGCUGCUUCACUGGCAAUUGGUUGACUGCUUUAAUUUCUGAACCUUAAGUUUUAACUAGCAUGGACGAUUAGUAAUGUUUUCAUUUCUUUGAGUGUAGACAAGGACAUUAGCAGCUUCAACUAAUGGACCUACUUUGCGAUCAAGGACUGAAAGGGAUAUUGUUGAUGAAGAAUCUGAAAAUAGUUACGAAGAAUCUGACAAUCCCAUCAAUGAUGAAGAGCAACCUAUUGGGCAUCAAAAUAUAAGGAAAGGAAGGGGCCCAACCUUAAAGAAGAACAUAUAUUCAAGUAGUGGUGGGCCUAAAAUCUGCAUUACCCUUAAUGAAUAUGGACAACCAGUUGGUAGGAACAGCAAAGAGUUUGGUAAUUUCAUAGGAACUUUGGUGAGGAAAAAUAUCCCUGUUUCUUGUGAGGAUUGGAGACUAGUUGAUUCUAAAAAGAAGUUUGAGUUAUGGACAAAAGUGAAGGAAUACUAUGAAAUGGAUGAAUCUGGUAUAGAUUAUGUUAUAACAUCUGCAGCAAAAAAGUGGAGAGAGUUUAAGGCUGACCUAAAGAACAAAUAUUUUGAUGAAACAUUGAGUUUUGAAGAGCUUAUUGCUAAAAGGGAUGAAAGGGUGAAAGAAUCUGAUUGGGAGUGGUUGAUAACUUAUUGGAUGUCUCCAGAAGCCGAGGUUCAUUCAAAUAGAGGUAAAGAUAACCGUUCAAAGCUGACUAUGUCGCAUGCAGCUGGCAGCAAGAGUUAUGCUCGUGUGGGUCAUGAACUGGCCGAGCAACAAGGACGCCCUGCGAGAAGAGAUGAAAUAUAUGUUAGAACACACACGCGUAAGAACAAAGAAGGGGAUAUUGUGCCUCUACCUGGAGCAGAAAUAUUCAUUAAUAAAUUUGAAGAAGCUGUUGCUGAGAACCCAGAACUGAAGGACAGAAGUAUUGAAGAUGGUGAUUUAUAUGCACAUGUUUUUGGAGAGAAAGAACCAAGAGGUCGUAUUCGUGGUUUAGGCAUAGGACCAACUCCACAAGAUGUAGGCACCCCUGGAACUCAAAUGAAAAUAUCAACAAAGCUUCAAAUGGCAUUGCAAGCUCGCAGUCAGUCUGAGCAAGAGGUUAGAGCCUUAAGACAGGAUAUGAAUCAAAUGAAAGAAAAAAUGGAUCAAAUUUAUCAAAUGAUGGUAGCAGCUCAAGGGGUGCAACAUAUAGAAAGCCCAUCACAACAUGGGUCUAAUUCUCGACAGAACUCAAGGGUGCAUCGUUCAGAUGAGGUAGCACAUGAUUACAAUGGUAAUAACCAUUCACAAAAUAUGGUUGAAGAUGACUUCCAACUUACUAGGCGAGUUGCAAGCACUAUGGGUCGUCUAAGGAAUCGUGAAGAUGUUAAUACUAUUGAAGAGCAAAGUCACAGGCGAGACAUUGCAACAAUGGUACCUCAAAGAAAUCAUGGAUCAUCUCAAAAUGCAGAUGAUAAUCCUGUUGGUAAAGAAGUGAUAUUAUAUUCUAUGAUGAGAUCAGAAGUUCCUGUUGCAAUAGCAAAUAUUAUCUCAACCGACCCAACCACUAAGGUGGGAGAUGUUCCUCUUGGAAGAGAGUUCACACAGGUUUUUGUGACUCGCGUGCUAAAAAGGGAAAGUACUCUGCCACGACCAUACUUAGGUGUAGAGAGUAUGGGAGAUGCUCUUUUUAUGCCCAUUGCAUGGCCAACAAACAAGAUGGGUCGUAACAAAAAAUCAACGUUGACCCAAGGUUCUACAGCAGCAGAACUUAUUCGGUGAUCUUUUGGCCCAUCUUUGCUGAUAUCGACAUAGUACACAUGCUGCUGUUGUCAAG